Messenger RNA from Rubroshorea leprosula, 1131 nucleotides. The record is from the annotation of a GenBank genome assembly. Lineage: Eukaryota; Viridiplantae; Streptophyta; Magnoliopsida; Malvales; Dipterocarpaceae.
GAUUCUGCUUUUCUUCUCAUUUCUUCCCGCUGCAGCCACCCAAAGAAAAACAAAGAGGAACCUAGCCAUGCCUUGGAAAAUUGGAAGCUUCCGGAUCUGCCUUGCUCUGCUCCUUCACCGCCGGCUGCUCCUGCUUUGUGGGGGUGAUUUGCUCCGGUUUUGGAUUUCCCGUGAGCUUCCUCUGCACUGCCGCCGGCUUCUCCCCCUUGCUAGGCCCGGUUCUGCAGCUGCUAAAUUCUGUGGAGUUACUGUUCACGUCGGGUACUGUUCACCGACACUGUUCACACACCGAGGGCCAACAAUUAACGGGGAUUUAAAUGAUUAGUUUGUGAUAUGAGAACGAUUUUGGAGAUAUUUGAUUAUGUGGAGAUUUAUGGAAAUAGCAUUGUGAUUAGGAGUGAUCCUAAUGAUGAUUUCAGUUUGAAUGUGUGAUAGUCCGAUAUUAAUUCUGAGGUAUUUUGAUUAGGUUCCCGAUCGUUCUGUCAGUUAGCAUUGAGAUUGAGUGCUCGGUUUUAUGCGAGUGAGGUAAGUAAAUUAUGGUAAUGCCCUUUGAUUUUAAAAGCAUGUUUUGAUUUAUUUUUGAAGUGGUGGCGGGACUAAACCUGUUUUACACAAGUAUGACUGAUUUGAAGUGAAAUGUUUUAUGCUUUUCACUAAAUUGAGCAUGCCUACUUGAAAUUUAAGUGAUUGUCCUGAUGAUUUGAAAGUGAUUGUGAAUUGUGAUUUUCCUGUUAACUUCUGCCUGUUUUGUCUCCGAUGUGGUCAUGUUAUUCGUGUGCUCGCUAGUGGGAGGUUUAUAAACGCUAGCACAUGUCGACAUGUUAUUGAUAGAACCGAUUCGCUCGUGGCCCUACUAGUGGGGAUUAUACACUAGUAAUCGUGUGCCCGCCAGUGGGAGGUUUAUAAACGCUGGUCGUGACCUAUAGAGGAGACGUCUAUUUCGUUUCCGUACCCGUAUCUGUUUUUCGUGAUUGUACUUGUUGGCAUGCUUUAAGUUUGAUAAGGGGCACUCCAUAUUUUACUUACUGAGUUUAUCUUAUAGUUUUCCCUGUCCACCAUUUCAGGAAGUGAAACCGAGGACGGGGAAGCCACGGGAAGUGACGUGUUAGAAGGCUAGCCAUCGUGUAAAUU